UUUCUGGCCCACGAUGAUGACUGGCUUAUCAGCCAUUUCAGAUUUCCAAGGGCUAUUCUCUUGGAGCUCUGCGCUGAGUUGGGUCCGAAUUUAGAAAGAGAGACAAUGAGGAGCCACGCAUUACCGGUUCCUUUACAGGUGCUUACUACACUUGGUUUCCUGGCAACUGGUUCUUUUCAAAGAGAACUGGCAGACCGCUCAGGAAUAAGCCAGUCAUGUUUGAGCCGUGCAAUGCCAGCUGUAUGGGACGGGAUCAUCCGUUUGUCUACCAGGUAUAUAAUGUUCCCAUACGAUGCAGGUGACCAGCCAAACAUUAAAGCGCAAUUUGCAGCGAUAGCCGGUUUUCCUAAUGUAAUCGGAGCGAUCGACUGCACACAUAUUGCUAUAAGGGCGCCAUCUGAAGAAGAAUUUGCAUAUGUGAAUCGGAAACAUUUUCAUUCAAUAAAUGUGCAGAUUAUAUGUGAUGCACAAAUGCCCCUUACAAAUAUUGUGGCAAGGUGGCCUGGGGCAACCCACGAUUCAUAUAUCCUUACAAACAGCAUGGUUGGGAUGAGACUCCAAGCUGGCAGGGUGCGCGAUGGGUGGCUACUUGGAGACAGUGGUUAUCCACUAAAGACGUGGCUGUUAACCCCCCUCACCAACCCACAAACUGAGCGAGAGCGCAGAUACAAUGAUGCCCAUUCUCGCACUCGGUCAGUUGUGGAGCGAGCAAUUGGGCAGCUGAAAUGUCGGUGGCGCUGCCUUGACAGGACCGGGGGAAUGCUGUUAUACCGCCCUGACAAGGUUUGCCGCAUCAUACUGGCCUGCGGAGUGCUGCACAAUGUCGCGCACAGGCAUGGCAUACCCCUUGGUGAGGUGGUGGCAUUGCCAGAUGACCCUGACCCAGGACCAGUAUAUGUGCAGCACAAUCAACAAGCCAUUCAGGCCCGUCAACAUGUAAUUGCAACAAUAUAAAGAACAGCAUGCGUUAAGAUGCGGCCAGAUGGACGGGCUUCAGCACUGGGGGGAGCAUUAGAGACACCGGAGACGCUGGACUGAAUGGGCUCUGGCUGCUCGGGUGGUGCGGACUCUGAGUGCGUGCCAGUGGACGUUCCUGCUGUUGUUCCUGUGGUUCCUAAGUGCAAAUAAACAAAGGCACAUGUUAACAGUAAUUUGAAUCUGUUCCUUAUUAAUGGGUACACGCAUUUGCAAUAAAAGCAGUGGAUGGAUACGUAAAAUCUCUG
Pimephales promelas (fathead minnow) is the source of this 1223-nucleotide messenger RNA. NCBI's taxonomy places the organism in Eukaryota, Metazoa, Chordata, Actinopteri, Cypriniformes, Leuciscidae. The record is from RefSeq and is a predicted model, not a curated record.